GGAUGCAUGGAGGGAGAGACCCUCAUCUGCAAUGUCGUUGAGCUACUGCGGAACAAACAUCACUUAAGACAAGCACAAACAGGGCCGUGAGGGAUGGCGGCUUCAAGAAAAGUGGCGAGCUUCCGCCUUCCCCCUCUCCCGACCAUCGGAGAGAUCAUCCGACUGUAUAACCUCCGGGCGGAAAAGCAGCUGUCUCAGAACUUUCUACUGGACCUGCGGCUCACGGAUAAAAUCGUGCGGCAGGCGGGCAACCUAAAGGACGCACACGUGUGUGAGGUAGGCCCGGGCCCUGGCGGUCUGACCCGGUCCAUCCUCAACGCCGGCGCCGCCGACCUGCUGGUGGUGGAGAAGGACACCCGCUUCAUCCCGAGCUUGCAGCUCUUGUCGGAGGCGGCUCCAGGAAAAGUGAGGAUCGUCCACGGAGACAUUCUCACCUACCGGAUGGACAGGGGCUUUCCCUCAAACGUCGCCCGGAAGUGGGAGGACGAGCCGCCCAACCUGCACGUCAUCGGGAACCUGCCCUUCAGCGUCUCCACCCCCCUCAUCAUCAAGUGGCUGGAGAACAUGUCCAACCGGGACGGCCCCUUCCAUUUCGGACGCACCCGGCUCACCCUCACCUUCCAGAAGGAGGUCGCGGAGAGGCUGACUGCUAGCACGGGCAGCAGGCAGAGGAGCCGGUUGUCAGUGAUGGCGCAGUACCUCUGCACGGUCAAGAGCUGCUUCACCAUCCCCGGCCGGGCCUUCGUCCCCAAACCUCAGGUGGACGUGGGCGUGGUUCACUUCACCCCCCUGGCUGAGCCCCAGAUCCAGCAGCCCUUCAAGCUGGUGGAGAAGGUUGUCAGGAACGUCUUCCAGUUCCGGAGAAAGCGCUGCUACAGAGGAAUCGAAAUGCUGUUCCCGGAGGCGCGGCGGCUGGAGCUGGCGGAGCUCAUGCUGAGGACGGCCGACGUGGACCCCACCCUGCGCCCCACGCAGCUGACCGUCCCCCACUUCCGGGCGCUGGCCGACGCCUACGGCCGGCUGUGCGCCGAGAACGCCGGGCUCGCCGCGUACGAGUUCCGGGACGAGCUGAGGAGGAAGCGGCGCGGCGCGGCCGCGGACCACGGCGACGAAGACGACGACGACGACGCCGACUAGGACCGGAAACCGACAAAGGAAGGUUCCGGAAAAAGGAGGGAAAGCCAAUGGCUUUUCAAGAAGAAAAACCCCCUGACACGCGCACACACACACACACACACACAGCAGACCGCUCGCUCUCGGCUGUGAUAGUUUCAGCGGGCCGAAGUAUGAAUUUUUAACAACGGACAAAUGAUUCUUUUUUUUUUUUUUUUUUGCGGAAGCGACCGGAAAACCAGCGGAAACAGGGCUGAGGUAGAAAGGGAGGACGCGGUGGUCCGGUCCGGUCUCGCUCAAGAACACAGAGGGCCCGCCCUCCUGAAGCACAGCGGGCGCCGUAAGACCGCGGCACUGGGACCGGCAGCGAACAUUCUCUGCAGCGUCCAGAUGGCCGGAUCCGGCAACGCCUCUACGCUUCCUAACCACAGGAGGGUUCUGGUUGGUCACCAAGUUUCCAGUGCUGUUCCGGUACGGUUUAUAAAUAUUCAGGAAGAGGCGCGUCCAAGCGACAGACAAUUCGCUGACCCGGUAUUGUCCUUGGUCAUAGCGGUUCAUGAAUAUUCAUAACCUGCAUCAAAUUGGAGCGUUUUAGCUUCAGUGAUGGAGAGAAGACCUUCGCCGUGAAGACCACAGAGCCGAACAUCUGGUUAAACUGAAUCUUUGGCUCUAGCUUUGCGUCAGUGCCUGCGUAGAGAUUAUGUGCGUGUGCCAGAUUUGUCUCCUGCCAAGCUGUCAUUAAGAUUGAGCUGAGCUGUUGAUUGAACGUAAGAGCAUUUGAUACCUCAUGUUGUUUUCUGUUUAAUGUUCUUGAAGAUUGAAUUAAGUUGAGUGGCUGUGUAGGUGGUUUGUUUGGAUAGAAAGCUACGCUUUAGUUCUCAUAAUUAAAUGUAAUUAACAUUUGAAGGAUCGUUUUCUGGGGGGGAGAAAAAAUGUUCAGUACGCCAAAUGAUUUUGCGUCCAAAAAAGUCCCAAAAGGCUCUUGAACUACAAGCUCGGCUUCUAGACACACGCACGGUAAUUGUUAAUGUCAAGCACAGAUCAGUGUUCAAUUAGCAGCUCGGUCUAGCUUAAUUGAGAGCACUAAGGUUCAGAGAGACAGCUGUAAAGUAACAGGGUAGGAAUCAGUCUUGUCCUGCCCAUGUCUCUGCUCUUAGGCUCAGAAAUCCCAGAACACCCAAGCACCUGGUGACAAAGGAGACCUUUUCCACCUCCACCGUUUUCGGGCCAUUUUUUUUUUACCCCGGCCGUCUCGCUCUCUCUGGAGAGUUGGGGUUUGUGAGGGGGGAAGUGGUUCGAUCUAAAAAAACUUCUCAGGUGGAGAAACGGAUUUGUAAUGAUAGCAUGACCCAGUGUGUGAUGCGAAGGGUUGUUAUUUUAUAGUUCAUCCCUUCCCUCUUUCAUUCUGACUUUUAUCUCGUGCACUGAUAGUUUGUGUUGCGCUUGUGUUUCGUAUAUAUCUGAAAUUUAUUUUGAAAGAAAUACAAAGACUGCUGGCACUAUCUGUUUGCUCACAAUAAAGGUGUUAACAGCAUUAAUCAUGGCGCUGUUGUCCGAUAAAUUCAGUCGACAGAGAAAUAAAAGACAUUUCUUUAAUGAAU
Molecule: messenger RNA, 2714 nt
Organism: Anguilla anguilla (European eel)
Lineage: Eukaryota; Metazoa; Chordata; Actinopteri; Anguilliformes; Anguillidae
Gene: tfb1m
Product: transcription factor B1, mitochondrial
Exons: 8
Coding region: 94-1137 (347 amino acids)
Biological process (GO): transcription initiation at mitochondrial promoter; rRNA methylation
Cellular component (GO): mitochondrial matrix
Molecular function (GO): rRNA (adenine-N6,N6-)-dimethyltransferase activity; mitochondrial transcription factor activity
Source: RefSeq, a predicted model, not a curated record